Musa acuminata subsp. malaccensis (wild Malaysian banana) is the source of this 1488-nucleotide messenger RNA. RefSeq names its product GDSL esterase/lipase At1g28590. Gene Ontology annotation, molecular function: hydrolase activity, acting on ester bonds. The record is from RefSeq and is a predicted model, not a curated record. NCBI's taxonomy places the organism in Eukaryota, Viridiplantae, Streptophyta, Magnoliopsida, Zingiberales, Musaceae.
GACAGUGAUAAAAAAGGAAAGGAAAAGAGUGUUUUCGAGAAUAAAGGGAGAGAUCCCAUGCACGUAGGAAGCAAUUAACAUGUCAUAUUGUGUGGAAACACAGGUAACCCGAGGGUGAAGACCUUCACAAGCCGUCGAAGGAGCCGCCUGGUUGCAUAACAAUGGCCUCCGGCAACCGUCUUCACCUCAUGAUAGUCAUCCUGCUUCUACUGAACAUCCACCACGCAAACGGCAGCUGUUUUCCGGCCAUGUUCAGCUUCGGCGACUCGCUUCAAGACACAGGCAACUUCGUCAACACCUACGCUAAUACCUCCGUCAGCAAGCCGCCUUGGGGCCUGACCUACUUCCAUCGUGCGACGGGGCGGUUCUCCAAUGGCCGACUCAUCUUGGACUUCAUCGCACAAGCCGUUGGAUUGCCGCUGGUGCCGCCGAUCCGUGGAGGAGGGGACUUCUCACGCGGCGCCAACUUCGCGUUUGCAGGGGCCACAGCGCAGGACAAGUCCGCCUUGGCCGGCCUUGGGCUUGAUGUUACCGGUUGGGGUAACUACUCCUUGGCCGUCGAGAUUGAGUGGUUUAAGGACCUGCUUCGAUCCGAGCCGUCCCUUGCAGAACCAACCUUCUUGGGCAACUCGCUGUUCAUGGUGGGGGAGAUAGGAGGCAAUGACUACAACGCCGCGUUGGCUCAGGGCAUACCGGUAGAUCAGAUCACGAAAGUAUUUGUGCCCUCUGUGCUUGGGGCAAUCAGCUCCGGGAUCACCACUUUGAUCAAACUCGGCGCGAGAAACUUCAUAGUUCCCGGAAACCUACCGAUAGGCUGUGUUCCGGAGUGGCUCGGAAAGUUCUACAGCACAGAUUCUGGAGACUAUGAUGAACAUGGCUGCCUCGUGUGGAUGAAUGACUUGUCGCUGUACCACAACAAAGCGUUGCAGGAUGAGCUAAACUGGCUCAUGGAGCUUUAUCCGAAUGUAACCAUCGCCUACGCUGAUCUUUUCGGAUCCGGCAUGAGGAUGUUCGCCAAUCCACAACAAUUCGGCAUCACAGUACCUUUUACUGCUUGCUGCGGAGGCCACGGACAUGGAUGCGAUGAAACUGGACCUGUUUGCAGCAAUCCAUUAGCCUAUGCUUCUUGGGAAGGAUUCCACCCAACCGAGGCAACUUACCGUGCCAUUUCUGAUGGGUUGAUCAGAGGGCCAUUCGCCAUUCCUUUGUUGAACCAAACUUGCUCGAGCUAAACAUGCAAGAAAGAAAUUAAGCUCGGCCACAUAUUUGUAUGCUGCAUUUUGCCAUGAAGCUUAUGAGAAAGGAGUAGAAAAGUCAGUUUGAUCAUCCAAAAAUCCUUGUUUAUGCAUUGCCUGGUAGAGCUUAUAGUUUGGAUUCCUAGAGUUCCAGGAGAACAUGGAAGGUAUCAACGCAGGAUAGUUAGAAUCGUUUAAGUGUUCAUUUUUCAGCAUUGAAUUAAACAUAUUCUUGCGGCACUCGUUCUUCAUU